This is a messenger RNA of Schistocerca piceifrons (Central American locust), 735 nucleotides long. RefSeq names its product esterase FE4-like. The coding region runs from base 1 to 735 and encodes 244 amino acids. The record is from RefSeq and is a predicted model, not a curated record. The transcript is spliced from 5 exons. Lineage: Eukaryota; Metazoa; Arthropoda; Insecta; Orthoptera; Acrididae.
AUGGCGGUGGAGCCGGAGGGGGAGGGGGCGUUCCUCACGACACAGACCGGCCACCUGGGCGCGUGGGCGCUCGCUGGCAACUACACGCACGUGCCGCUGGUGUCCGGCGUCACCUCCGGCGAGUACAACUACAGGGUGGGCGGAGACGUGCUGGACGAGGGGACGGUGAACCAGCUGAAUAACGAUUUCGAGGGUGCCAUCGACUUCCAGCUGCGGUUGCCGGAUGCGGAGUCGAAGCAGGCGGCCGCGGAGGUCAUCAGACCCUUCUACUUCGGCAACGUCUCCACAAUCACCGCCGACGACGCUGUGCCCUACGCCGCCAUGAUGACAGAUCUGAACAACGGUGAGCCAGCGGACACUACGGUGCAUCUUAUCAGCUCCAGCAACACCUACCCCGUCUUCUACUACCAAUACGACUACUCCGGCAGCAGUCCAGACCUUGGUCUCCCUGGGGCACCGCAUAUGGCCGACCUGGACUCGCUCUUCAAAACCGCUGGACCUGGACAGAAUCUGGACCCGGCCUCAGAUGAGCAGAAAGUCCGCAACGUCAUGGUCAAGCUCUGGACUAACUUCGCCAAGUACAUAGGGAAACUCGUUCAGAUUCAGACCGUGCGCUUCAAGAUUAACAUGAUCGAUACGCGCUUUGUUGUUGGAGGUGGAUGCACACUCACUGCACUGGCUCUCGUGCCGCUGCGGUCACGUGACUGCCAGCUGGCGACGCUGUGGCGGCCUUGA